Molecule: messenger RNA, 2243 nt
Organism: Limulus polyphemus (Atlantic horseshoe crab)
Lineage: Eukaryota; Metazoa; Arthropoda; Merostomata; Xiphosura; Limulidae
Product: potassium voltage-gated channel protein Shal-like
Exons: 2
Coding region: 856-1971 (371 amino acids)
Biological process (GO): potassium ion transmembrane transport; protein homooligomerization
Cellular component (GO): voltage-gated potassium channel complex; membrane
Molecular function (GO): A-type (transient outward) potassium channel activity; protein binding
Source: RefSeq, a predicted model, not a curated record
UUGACUUGAUGUUCAGUUGAUAUUGACUUACCUUGACUCGGUAAUCUAGUUCAUAGUAAGGUCGCUACCCCUCAAUGCUACCAAUAUAUUGAACUAGCUGGACUUGUUCAUCGGGUUCACAUUGACUCGAUGCUGACUUACCUUGACUCGGUAAUCUAGUUCAUAGUAAGGUCGCUACCCCUCAAUGCUACCACAUCAAAUCCUACAAACUAAAUAUCCAAGUAAAAAUAGUGAAGAAACCGGCCUCGUAAAAGAAAUAUUUCAAGAUAGGGAUAAGGUGGUAACGAGAACCUAAGAGGGCGCUAGUGAAGUCGAAGAGCUAUAAGAAGCUGUGUGUCUUGACGUCACUGUCACUAUGACUACCGUAGGGAAUAGAUGAGCGCGAAGCGUUACGUCAAUUUCCGUAAUUUCCGCGAUAUUUAAGAGCCGAAAACAAUUUAUAGACUAAUUUGUGUAUUGUAAACGAACAAGUGACUCUACGAUCGCUGACAAGUCCAGAGACACCGAAGUAUUACACCUUAAAUUAUAUACAGCUGCUGUAUUUGAUUCAAUCCGUUACCUAGGCGAAUUCAAUGUGUUCGAAUACGUCAUCAUUUCGAUGACAUAACUGGUUUCUAUAGCUACUCUUUCUCGAGCAGUAACAGUAUAGUAUUGUCUCAUGGAAGUAUUUCCAGACACUAAAACAAUCCAUUUCAUAUUUAAUUUGUACAAUAGUUGGUUAACAUGAGGAAAGUUUCCAGGCCUAGAAUUUCUCGAGACGCGCGUGCGUACUUACGUAGAUCACUGUCGGGAACAGAUUGUCAGCAGUCGAGAGGCCACAAACAUCAGACACCUACCGGGUAAAGCGCGGGAAUCAUGGCUUCUGUCGCCGCGUGGCUUCCUUUCGCACGUGCGGCGGCUAUCGGGUGGGUGCCGAUUGCCAACAACCCACUUCCCGCCCCGCCAGUAACGAAAACCAGAGCCAAAAAAGACGAGAAGUUUGUCAUUAAUAUCAGCGGGCGGCGUUUUGAAACGUGGCGGACCACGGUGGAGAAGUACCCCGACACGCUGCUCGGCUCGAACGAAAGGGAGUUUUUUUUGGAUGAAGAAAGUCAAGAGUACUUUUUCGAUCGAGAUCCGGACUUGUUCCGACAUAUUUUAAAUUAUUACCGAACGGGAAAGCUUCAUUUCCCGAAACAAGAGUGCCUGAUGGCGUACGACGACGAGCUGGCUUUCUUCGGAAUCAUGCCGGAAGUAAUCGGCGAUUGUUGUUACGAGGAAUAUAAAGACAAAAGAAGGGAAAAUGUCGAGCGAAUCAUGGACGACAAAAUGUCGGAAGCUAAUGAACCGAACGAUACUUCCAAUUAUACAAUCCGGGAGAAAAUGUGGAGGGCGUUCGAGAACCCACACACGAGCACGGCGGCUCUAGUGUUCUAUUACGUCACCGGGUUUUUCAUCGCGGUGUCGGUGUUGGCUAAUGUUGUAGAGACCAUUCCUUGCGGCAAGGAGCCGGACACCAGAGAGAGAAUCUCUUGUGGCGAUACUUACAAGACGGCGUUUUUCUGCCUGGACACCGCCUGUGUUAUGAUAUUCACAGCCGAGUACAUGUUACGUUUGUACGCCGCUCCGAGCAGAUGUCACUUCGUCAGGAGUGUUAUGUCUGUUAUUGACGUGGUUGCCAUCUUACCUUACUAUAUAAGUCUGGGAAUGACCCAUAACGAAGACGUUUCGGGAGCCUUCGUCACCCUACGAGUGUUUCGAGUGUUUCGCAUCUUCAAGUUUUCCAGACACUCCCAGGGACUGCGGAUCCUGGGGUACACGUUGAAGAGCUGUGCCUCAGAACUCGGGUUUCUCGUCUUCUCCCUGGCUAUGGCCAUCAUCAUCUUUGCUACCGUAAUGUUCUAUGCAGAGAAAAAUGUAAAAAAUACAAACUUCACCAGCAUCCCCUCAGCUUUUUGGUACACCAUUGUUACCAUGACUACUCUAGGGUGAGUGAAUCCUAUAAUUAUGCUGUAUUUCUUCAUGACAUCCACUCAACUGUCUAGUACACCAUAGUUACCAUGACUACCAUAGGGGAGUGAAUCUUAUAAUUAUGUUGUAUUUCUUCGUGACAUCCACUCAACUGUCUAGUACACCAUAGUUACCAUGACUACCAUAGGGGAGUGAAUAUUAUAAUUAUGUUGUAUUUCUUCGUGACAUCCACUCAACUGUCUAGUACACCAUAGUUACCAUGACUACCAUAGGGGAGUGAAUCUUAUAAUUAU